Molecule: messenger RNA, 831 nt
Organism: Closterium sp. NIES-65
Lineage: Eukaryota; Viridiplantae; Streptophyta; Zygnematophyceae; Desmidiales; Closteriaceae
Source: the annotation of a GenBank genome assembly
AUGCUUAGAGCAAGUUACGCUUCCAAGUUCAAUUUAGGCGCCCCGUCCCCUAGUCGCGCGCCCUGUCCCGUUGUCGCGCCGCCCUCCCCCGCCCCCACCUCGUCGCGCGCCCUACUCACCGCCGUGUUGCGCGCCCUGCCCGUCGUCGACGUGCGCGGCCUCCCCGCCGUCAACGCGCGCGCGCGUCUUGCCCACCGCCCUCCAUCUCCCCGGCCACCCUUCCCUCCUCCCGGCCACCCUUCCUUACCCUCUCGUGGGCGGCCUACCUCACCUCCCUGCAGGCGCCUUCCCCUCCCCCCCGUGUUGGUAGCUGUCCCUGUUUCGUCGCCUUCCACACCUUUCCUCCUCCUCGUAUUUCUCCCCUCAGUGGCGCAACAGCGGAAUACUUCGCUGCUAUCCCUCCUCCUCGUAUUUCUCCCCUCAGCGGCGCAGCAGCAGACCACUUCGCCGCUAUCCCUCCUCCUCGUAUUUCUCCCCUCAGCGGCACAGCAGCAGACUACUCCCCCCCCUAUCCCUCCUCCUCGUAUUUCUCCCCUCAGCAGCGCAGCAGCAGACUACUUCGCCGCUAUCCCUCCUCCUCGUAUUUCUCCCCUCAGUGGCACAGCAGCAGACUACCCCGCCGUUUUCCCUCCUCCUCUUAUGUCUCCCCUCAGCGGCGCAGCAGAAGACUACUUCGUCGUUAUCCCUCCUCCUCUUAUUUCUCCCCUCAAUGGCUCAGCAGCUGACUACAUCACUCCUAUUCCUCCUCCUCUUUUCUCUCCCCAAAACUGCUUGAUUACUAUCCCCUCCCCCAUAUGGGGCCUCUUCUCGCUCUUACCUCUCUUCCUCUGA